Molecule: messenger RNA, 2879 nt
Organism: Candoia aspera
Lineage: Eukaryota; Metazoa; Chordata; Lepidosauria; Squamata; Candoiidae
Gene: FGG
Product: fibrinogen gamma chain
Exons: 9
Coding region: 111-1421 (436 amino acids)
Biological process (GO): blood coagulation; platelet activation; protein polymerization
Cellular component (GO): fibrinogen complex
Molecular function (GO): signaling receptor binding
Source: RefSeq, a predicted model, not a curated record
AGCUGUCCCAGCACAGUUUAGAGAACAAGAUCAGUUCUCUGAAGUCCACAAACCCGCUUUGAUUAAGCACUGCCUCUCCUGUGUUGGUGGUUCUGGAAGCGACAGACACAAUGCAACCAAACUUUAACAAGUGGCUACCUCUUCUAUCUUUCUUCUUUUCAACUUGUGCUGCAUAUUUUGCCACACGUGACAACUGCUGUAUCUUGGAUGAACGAUUCGGCAGCUUUUGUCCUACAACAUGCGGCGUUGCAGAUUUCAUGACUAAAUAUCAUUCAGAGGUUGAUCGAGAUCUCCAGAUCCUUGAACAAAUGUUGGUGGAUAUCUCUAACUCUUCAGGAGUAACUGACAAUUUGAUACGUGAGAUCCGACAAUUGCAUGCCACACAGCCAGCAGCUCAGUCAAAUGUGAUUCCAGGUUAUACACAGAAGUCCAGACAAAUCAUUGAUGAAAUUGUCAGAUAUGAAAACAUGGUUGUGGGGCAUGAAAAUACAAUACAGCAAUUGACAGACAUACUGAUAUUAAACAAUAACAAGAUUCAGCUAUUAAAGCAGAAAAUUGCUCAACUCGAGGCACAGUGCCAGCAGCCAUGUAAAGACUCUGUCCAGAUACAAGAAUUAACUGGAAAAGAUUGUCAAGACAUUGCAAAUAAAGGUGCACGGCAGAGUGGGCUGUACUUCAUAAAGCCCUUGAAAGCCAAGGAGCAGUUCCUGGUCUACUGUGAAAUUGACACUCUGGGCAAUGGGUGGACAGUUUUGCAGAGGAGGCUUGAUGGCAGUGAAGAUUUCAACAAAAACUGGAUUCAGUAUAAGGAAGGAUUUGGACAUCUGUCACCAAACGACAAUACAGAAUUCUGGUUGGGAAAUGAAAAGAUUCAUUUAAUAACCACUCAGACCACUGUUCCAUAUGCCUUGAGAAUGGAGAUGGAUGACUGGAAUAACCAAAAAAGCUAUGCAGAUUAUGCCCAUUUCAAAAUAGGAAAUGAAGCUGAUAAGUACCGUUUGAUCUAUGCCUACUUUGCUGGGGGUGAAGCUGGGGAUGCCUUUGAUGGUUUUGAUUUUGGAGAUGAUCCAAGUGACAAAUUUUUUACUUCUCACAAUGGCAUGCAAUUUAGCACACAUGACAAUGAUAAUGAUAAAUAUGAAGGCAACUGUGCUGAACAAGAUGGAUCUGGAUGGUGGAUGAACAAAUGUCAUGCUGCUCAUCUGAAUGGCAAAUAUUAUCAAGGAGGUGUUUACACUGAGAAAGAUGCUGGUCCAAGUGGCUACGACAAUGGCAUUACCUGGGUAACCUGGCGUUCUCGGUGGUAUUCCAUGAAGAAAACAAUUAUGAAAAUCAUUCCAUUCAGCAGACUUACAGUUGUAACAGGACAGCAAACUGGAGGAAUAAAAGAUGUUGAACUCAGAAACCGUGGAGACAUUUAGAAAGAUAAAAACUGCCUAUGUAAAAGCAACAUUGAACAUGAACAGUAUUUGUUCUUGUAUCCUAUGGAAAAUGUUGUCAGAGCUAUUGAACUUUGUGCAUAUUGUUUACAUCUCAUUUAUAAAAUAAAAUGCAGUUUUAUCACAAAAGGAGCUUUAAAAAAAAUCACCUUAAUUUUUGUGAUAUGUAUAUAUCACAAUUAAUUAAUGGAACUGGUAGUAUAACCUCUGGUUAACUUUAAAAGCAGAUGCUAUAAAUUAUAGUGAUUGAUUUAAAACUUAGUCAUAUUAAGAGUACAUCAAUUUAAAUCAACAGCCUAUAUAUGUAUCAUGACUAAUUUAAAUCUCACUGAUAUCAUUGACUGGGUUCCCACAAUAUGCUAAGCCACAACAUACUUAGUCAUAUACAGCAGCAAUGGGCUGGAUGUAUAUAUCAUGUUAGGCUAUACAUCAUGGAUAACAGACUAGAACAGCUAAGUGCACAGUGGCCAAAGCCAAAUAAACUAGUUUAUGACUAAGAGCAAUGUUUGCACCCAGCCAACUGCACCUCUAAGAAUAACUCAGUUUUAAUCCAGUCAAAUCAUGAGGAAAAUGACAAUCAAAUCUGCUGGUUAUCUGGCUUCAUUAAUUGAAACUUCUAGUAACCACAAAGAGAAUUAAAUUAGGAAUGUGGGUACAGUCUACUGAGGAUUUCAGAUUAAAUGAACAUAGCUCUUCUGUUUUAAUGUUCAUGGAAUCCUAUUUACAGACAUUAAAAAUACAGAUUUUUCUCAGGAGAAAAAAAUACAAUUGUUUGUUUCUCUUUUAUUGCAGGUUAGAGAUGUUUAAAAGAAUGCUUUUUAAAAAAACCAUUAUUUAUCUAGACAAGCCACAACACUUUUAUAAAAUGGUAGUGAGACUAAACUCAGUUCAGGCAGUAAUUUUCUCUAUCACUGGAAUAAAAGACAUUCAUCAUCCAUUUCUUGCAUGCAUUGCAUAAAUGUGUGUGUGUAAAGUCACACAGACUUUCAUUAGGUUUUGGAAAAGUGAAUAGCUCAGCGUAGUUGAGAUGUCAAAAGUCUGAAUCCUGAUUUUUUCUGCAUUGUGUCUCUCUGCAGUAUAUGCAAUGAAGUUGCAAUUUCCAUGUGUGAGUAAAUCUACACAGGCAAAACUGUUCUAUAUAGUGCUAUCACUUCUAGUUACUUUGCAAUGUGUCUUACAUGAAUCAAUUAAAUGUGUUGCUAACUGCUUCUCAGCUGCUAUACAAAAACAUGGCAACACUAGUUUUAAAAUGUGUGCACAUACUCAUUUAUGCAACACUAUCUCACAUUGUCCAUCAAGAAAGAAUGUCACCCAAAAUAUCUCACAUAAAUCUGACAAUUGUGGCAUGCCCUUUCAUUAAAUUUGCUUUAUGAAAGAUGGACAACUUAAUGUAAAAUGCAAACUGAUAUGUGAAUAAAAACUCCAAAUAUGUUAAUCUGA